AUGUUCUCCACGGAGGAUCUGUGGGAGGUACUCUUGCAGUCAAACACUAUUCUUCUCACAGGCAUAUCGGCGGGAUACCUAAGAUCCGGCUCCAUCACGCCCUCAGCUGUUAGGCAUCCUGACGGUGCAGCAGAUACCGCGGCGCUGCAAGGACUGGCGGCCGAGGGCGACGGGAAAGCCUCCCUCGGCUUCCUCGUGCUUAAACCCAGCACUAUCGCCUGCUCGCCUUACACUCUUUUGCGUUUUAUAGCGAGGUUCGGCACGAGCGAGGUACAUGAGCAGGCUAGGGGGCUGGUGUUGUUCGCGCUUCUUCUUAACGAAAUAAAGGUUUUUUUGUUAUUUUCGUGGCUGUUACGACCAGGGCCGACAGCAAGGGCGCCGGACCGGGAAGAUAGACGGCCAAGGCUCAGGUAAGCUGGAUCUGUGGAUCUGUGAGCAGAGGCACAGAUCCAAGGAUCUCUGGAUCUCUGGACAGAGCCACAGAUCCAAGGGGUCAACGGGAAGGAUACCUUACGAGACAAGACUAAGAAUGUGAGGAGGGAUCUCCUUUGUAGAUAGCUUUGACUGGGGCUUCGGCAUCAGUCAAUCUAAGUUAGCUUCCAAGUAUCCCUUGGAGCAAGCACCCAGACCUGCACCCAAGACCCCAGUGUUCCCCUUGUCCAGACAGCGCUACUG
This is a messenger RNA of Gaeumannomyces tritici R3-111a-1, 675 nucleotides long. RefSeq lists its product as hypothetical. Bases 1 to 414 code for a protein of 137 amino acids. The transcript is spliced from 2 exons. The record is from RefSeq and is a predicted model, not a curated record. NCBI's taxonomy places the organism in Eukaryota, Fungi, Ascomycota, Sordariomycetes, Magnaporthales, Magnaporthaceae.